Schistocerca serialis cubense is the source of this 1911-nucleotide messenger RNA. Its product is annotated as dipeptidase 1-like. Lineage: Eukaryota; Metazoa; Arthropoda; Insecta; Orthoptera; Acrididae. Gene Ontology annotation, molecular function: metallodipeptidase activity. Gene Ontology annotation, biological process: proteolysis. The record is from RefSeq and is a predicted model, not a curated record. Bases 1 to 1281 code for a protein of 426 amino acids. The transcript is spliced from 13 exons.
AUGUGUCAGAAGGGCACGCUGUGCCUGGCCGCGGGCGGGCUCGUGGCGGGGCCGCUCUUCCAGCAAGAAACGCCGCCCUCCAGCCUGGACUCCAGGGUCGCAGUCGUGCGCAGAAUACUCAGCGACGUGCCGCUCAUCGACGGCCACAAUGACCUCCCGUGGAACGUGCGCAAGUUCGCGCGGGGGCAGCUGGUCGGCUUCAACCUGACGGCCGACCUCCGCCACGUGGAGCCGUGGUCCCGCAGCGCCUGGUCGCACACCGACCUGCCGCGCAUGCGCGCCGGCAUGCUCGGCGCACAGUUCUGGUCGGCGUACGUGCCAUGCGGCGCGCAGUACCUGGACGCGGUGCAGCUGACGCUGGAGCAAAUCGACCUCGUCAAGAGGAUCAUCAGCCUGCAUCCGCAGCACUUGGUGCUCGCCACUUCCACAAAGGGUGUCCUGGAGGCGCACAGGGCGGGCCAGAUUGCGUCGCUGGUGGGCGUGGAGGGUGGACACUCGCUGGGCAGCUCGCUGGCCGUGCUGCGCACCUUCUACAGCCUGGGCGCGCGCUACCUCACGCUCACCCACACCUGCCACACGGCGUGGGCAGACUGUUCUGUGGCGGACGCCGCCGGCCCGGAUCCUCCGGCUACGGCCGCCGCGCCAGCGCCCACGCCGACCGCCGGGAGGCGCCGCAGGCCGGGGCUCACUGAGUUUGGACGGGCGGUGGUCCGCGAGAUGAACCGCCUGGGCAUGAUGGUGGACCUUUCGCACGCCAGCGUGAAGACCAUGAAGGACGCGCUGGAGACCAGCAAGGCGCCCGUCAUCUUCUCCCACUCCAGCGCCUACUCCAUCUGCAACAGCUCCAGGAACGUGCCCGACGACGUCCUCAGGUUGUUGGCUGACAACGGCGGUAUAGUGAUGGUGAACUUCUACACGUACUUCAUCACCUGUAAUUCGACUGCCAAUAUAUCUGAUGUGAUAGCGCACAUCAAUCACGUACGAGAAGUGGCGGGCAUCGACCACGUGGGCAUCGGCGCAGGAUACGACGGCAUCAAUCACACGCCGACUGGCCUGGAGGACGUGUCGCGGUACCCUUACCUGCUGGCUGAGCUGCUGAGCGACCCCCUGUGGACGGAGCAAGACGUGAAGAAGCUCGCCGGUCUCAACCUCCUGAGGGUCUUCAGAGAGGUUGAAGAGGUCCGCGACAAGUGGCAGCUGGCGGCUGUGACGCCCGCUGAGGAUCUGAUCCCCGCGGCGGACCUGGAGGGCCACACCACCUGCAUGUACCUUGCCUCCUGACCUGCCGUCGCCGUCUUCCUCCUCAUGAUUUCACGCAGCAGGCAGGCUCCACAAUAACCCACUAAGAAGAAGAAGAAGAGGGAGGUGAUGGCGCCACCUUCAGCAUGGAGAACUCUCUGCUCCACGGCGCAUCGACACACCCUGCCGUGUAACGCACACUCCUGGGACCAAUUCAGCACGGAGGCCUCGGUCCAAAACUUACACUGUUGCCGAUGGAUGUAGGCCUACCCCAUCUACGGAGGUGUUCCGCCGAGAAUACUGCAGGAUGAUAAUUUUUCCACUCCUAUGGGCCGCCAGCGGGAUGCUGUUUUGCUGCUGCUCGGAAAUACGAGUGGCUGUGAUUGGUUUCAUCUGCCGUCAUAUCACAGCAGCGCAGUAACAUCAUUCCAGCGCGGCACUACUAUGCAACAUCUUACCAGCAUAUCACUUUUCUAACGCCUGUGAUGUAGUUUAGAAGUAUUGUAGAGCGUUGAGUAGGAACACUUACAGUUUUACGUAUCUAAUGAGAAGGUAUCAUUAGUGAGCACUAUGUAGGUACUAUUUGGGAAUGGAGAAUGCUCAAUGAACUUCAUGUGAAGAACGUUUUGUGAGGUGUCAUUCGAAGUAAAGUAGGGAUUUCUCGUUUCUCUC